This is a messenger RNA of Plasmodium gaboni, 834 nucleotides long. RefSeq lists its product as hypothetical. NCBI's taxonomy places the organism in Eukaryota, Apicomplexa, Aconoidasida, Haemosporida, Plasmodiidae. The record is from RefSeq and is a predicted model, not a curated record. The annotation marks the transcript as partial. The transcript has a single exon.
AUGAGCAAGUACAUAAAAUCUAACAGCACAAUAUUAAAUAGCAAAAAAAAUAUUCAGUACGAUAUAAAAAGUAACUCAACUAUCGAUAACAAUUUUGAUGAUGAUACAAAAAAGAAAUAUGACCAAGCAUAUGAUGAAAUUAAAAAGAACAUAAUAAAAUUAGAAAAAACCUUCUUAGAUAAUGUAUUAUUACAAGUUAAGAAAAAAAAUAUAGCAGGAAAUAAAAACACUGUUGAAAAAUCAGCUAUUAAUGAAUUGAAUAAAUAUAAAAAAAAUAUUGAAUUAUUAAAAAGUAAAGUGAGUGUAGAAGACAAUACUGAUAAAAUUGUUAAGUUGGAAAAUAAAAUCAAAGAAAAUGAAGAAAUAUUACAAAAAUUAAUUAAUGAUAAAGAAGGUCUGGAAAAUAUAUCCAAACAACAAUUAAAAGCAAUAGAUGAAAUUUGUUUAAACGAAACACAAAUAUCUAUACAAACAAAAUAUGAAGAAAUUCGAAAAUUAAAAGAAGAUUUAAUGAAAUGGAAAUUUACAUAUAAUGAAAAUGAAAAUAUUUUAAAGAAAAAACAAGAACAAUUAAUUCAUAUAGACAAUCAAUUAAAAAAAAAAAUAUUCACCAUAAAAAAUUCAAAAAAUAAUAAUAUGUCCAGUACAAAUUCUAAUAAAAAUUUGUCAAAUAUUCAUAUACAAACACUUAAAACACAAAUUGAUAUGAUUAAUGACAAUAUAGCUAAUGAUACACAAAUGUAUGACGAAAAAAUUCAACAACUUGAAAAUAACAUAAAUUCAGCUCAAAAUGAUAUAGAAUUUUUGAAUUCACAAAUAGAAGAAAUAAAAAAG